Molecule: messenger RNA, 410 nt
Organism: Rhincodon typus (whale shark)
Lineage: Eukaryota; Metazoa; Chordata; Chondrichthyes; Orectolobiformes; Rhincodontidae
Product: cytochrome c oxidase subunit 7C, mitochondrial
Exons: 3
Coding region: 89-283 (64 amino acids)
Biological process (GO): mitochondrial electron transport, cytochrome c to oxygen
Source: RefSeq, a predicted model, not a curated record
AUCACCCACAGUAGCUUGCGUCCUCACUUCCGGCUGACGGUCAGGAGAAGGUCAGGAAGAAGGUUUGAGUCGUUGGUAAAGGGGAGACAUGUUGUGGGCACGUACGGUUCGCAACUUCAGCACCUCGCUGAUCCGCAGGUCACACUAUGAGGAGGGCCCGGGAAAGAACUUGCCAUUUUCUGUGGAGAACAAGUGGAGGCUGUUGGCAAUGAUGACCGUAUUCUUUGGCAGUGGCUUUGCUGCUCCAUUUGUUUUAGUCUGGCACCAAAUGCUGAAGAAAUGAGACCACAUUAUUCAAUAGAACUCCAUCUCAACUGUAGUGCGAUGUCUGCUGAGCAGCUUAUAUCCUCAUGAGUCUGUUAACCUUCCCAGUGAGAUGUUCUUGUAAAUAAAAAUAUUAAGAAAUUAAA